AUGCCGCGGACUCUCGAUGGCCAGAUUACCAUGGAAAAAACUCCCAGUUACUUUGUGACCAAGGAGGCCCCAGCCCGUAUUUCGGCCAUGUCGAAGGACGCCAAGCUUAUCGUGGUGGUGAGGGACCCGGUGACUCGAGUCAUAUCGGAUUAUACGCAAACAUUAUCCAAGAGGCCGGACAUCCCCACUUUCGAGAGCCUGACGUUUAAAAACAGGACUACGGGUCUUAUCGACAUUUCAUGGAGUGCCAUCCAGAUUGGCAUCUAUGCCAAGCACUUGGAGAACUGGCUCCAGUAUUUUCCCAUGAGCCAGAUCCUGUUUGUGAGCGGGGAGAGACUGAUCACCGAUCCCUCAGGAGAACUAGGGCGCGUUCAGGAUUUUCUGGUGCUUAAGAGGAUCAUUACAGACAAACAUUUUUAUUUCAAUAAGACUAAAGGUUUUCCUUGUCUAAAGAAGGCAGAAGGGAGCAGCAAACCCCACUGUUUGGGAAAAACCAAGGGCAGGACUCACCCCAACAUUGACCCAGAAGUGGUCCAGAGACUACGGGAAUUCUACAGGCCAUUUAAUAUGAAGUUCUACCAAAUGACUGGGCAUGACUUUGGCUGGGAUUCAUAA
Molecule: messenger RNA, 615 nt
Organism: Staurois parvus
Lineage: Eukaryota; Metazoa; Chordata; Amphibia; Anura; Ranidae
Source: the annotation of a GenBank genome assembly